This is a messenger RNA of Ictalurus furcatus (blue catfish), 12190 nucleotides long. It is a transcript of the gene zzef1, whose product is annotated as zinc finger, ZZ-type with EF hand domain 1. Lineage: Eukaryota; Metazoa; Chordata; Actinopteri; Siluriformes; Ictaluridae. The transcript is spliced from 52 exons. The record is from RefSeq and is a predicted model, not a curated record. Gene Ontology annotation, biological process: protein ubiquitination; regulation of synaptic plasticity. Gene Ontology annotation, cellular component: postsynapse. Gene Ontology annotation, molecular function: ubiquitin-like protein ligase activity; calcium ion binding; zinc ion binding. The coding region runs from base 1 to 9039 and encodes 3012 amino acids.
AUGGGGAACGCGGAGAGCGGCGGCACCGGGAGCGGUGACGAGGAGGACAUCGAGGCGGAGAGCCCGAGUUUCACGGAAGGCGGCCCGGCCUCUGCGGUGGCCACGGGAACCCAGACUGGCGGCGGCGGCGGCAGCGGCUCAGCAGCAGGAGGCACCGGCACGGGACGCAGCGGCCGGGGCUCGACUCACGCGCCUGUAGCGAGCUCCGGCCUGCCGUCGCCCGAGGCCCUGAUGGAGCAGGUGCGGCUGAGAGAGGCAGCGGGCCGCGCCGGUGACACCACCACUCUCACCGUGUCCGAAUCUGCGAUCGCCCGCAACGAGAGCGCGCUGGUGCGCUGGCUGGAGGAGCGUCUCGGCCGCGGGGAGGAAGCGCUCACACUGGAGCAGUUCUGCGACAUGCUGGAAAGCAGAGACGCGCAGCGCGACGAGUGCGAGGAGGCUUUUGGUCAGUUCGAUGCCGAGGGCGAUGGGGUUGUUGAUGUCGAGAGCAUGCUCAUGGCCCUGAAGAACAGCAAUGGCGCAAAUCUGCAAGGAGAACUUAGUCACGUGAUCAGACAGCUGCAGGCCUGCUCUCUGACUCCAGGAUUUGUGGACAUCUUCUCCAAGUCAAAAGACAAAAUCGGGGCGCACGCCUCAAAGAUCCUGAAGUUCCUGCACAGGAAUCGCAUCCCAAGCAGUGCAAUUCCCUUCCCCAUUCUGGAUGGCUACAACAGCAUCAGCUCAAUGAGGGCCGCAGUGCUGCAGGACUUCCUGGAUUACCUUCUGCAGAAAGAGAAAGACCUGGACAUUCAGUACGGAACAGAGCUAACCCAGGGCCCGGAAGUGGAUCGGGUCAAGGUGGUCUCUCAGUGCUACAGCUCCAUCGAGGCCUCGUCCAACAGCGCAGACGUCCACAGGAUGACCAACGGUGAAACCGUGUCCUACUGGCAGUCUGACGGCAGCGCACGCUCCCACUGGAUCAGGUUAAAGCUGAAGCCAGAUGUGGUGCUGAGGCGCUUGGCUAUCGCUGUGGCCUCCAGCGAUCACAGCUACAUGCCACAGCUGGUGUCUGUAUCUGUAGGAAAGAGUCGGCGUUCGCUGCAGGAGAUCAGAGACAUUCGCAUCCCCAGCAACGUCACAGGCUAUGUGCCCCUGCUGGACAACGCCAACAUCUCUCAGCCAUAUGUUCAGAUCAACAUCAAGCGGUGUUUAAGUGACGGCUGUGACACGCGCAUCCACGGCCUGAAGACGAUGGGCUACCAGGUGACUAAGAGCAAAGAGGUGUCCGUGUCCGACGCCUCGGCUAUCUGGUACCUCUCUCUGCUUACCUCACUGGUGACUGCGUCUAUGGAGACGAACCCCACCCUUGCCAACACUGUUCUACAGAGCACACAAAAAGCCUUACAGCACAUGCCGCCUCUGUCGUUAACGCCGUCCUCAACUGAGUUCCCCAAGUUCUUCUCCCCCAACAUCCUGGAAGAGGUGGAUGCCUUCCUCCUCCGAAUCGCAGAUUGCUGUGUGACUCCGGAUGCUGAGUUGACUCUCUUGGCGUUUGCUCUGGCUCGGGGCAGCGUGAUGAAGGUGUUGCUGUCUCUGGCUGGGAUGUGUGAGCGUGUGGACUCCGAGUACCGUGCUGCCUCGCUGCUGGCCUCCAUGGCCUCGGUGCGCCUCCACCUGCUCUACCGCAACGGUAAAACUUUACAGCUACAUUUGCAAGCGUGCGAUGUGAAGAGCCGAGAUGAUAAGUGCGGCCCGGAGAACAUGCUGACCGAUCCCUCUACAGGAGACGGUUUUCUCACAGAAAGCGGGAAGACGAGAGCCAGUGUGAUUCUCUCCACCGAGGACCAGACGUGCUUCCAGGUCACACAGAUCAGAAUCAAAGUGCGUAAAGGGGCCAUCGGCGCUAAAUGUGGCCUGGUGUUCACUUACAACGACUCUGACGUUUUUGACGCAGACAAGCACUUUAAGAAGUUCAGGAAGUAUGACUCCUGGGAUUUUAACGACUACAAGGAGUUUGUCCAAGACAAACAUUCCAAUAAAGGAGGAGCAGAUGUGAGGGAGGAGAAUCCCGUCGGCUGGUUUGAGCUGGAGGACGACUGGAACGAUGUGGAGAUCAAGCUACAGCAGUGCCGUGUUGCAAAUUUCCUCAUGGUGAAGUUCCUGUGCGUGAGGCAGGACUCGGCCGAGCGGCUCGGUGUUCAGCAGCUCGACUUCAGCGGCUACGUGUGUCCGGAUUCUGAGAAACUGGAGGAGGAGGAGCAACUGAACACUCGCACGCAGGGGGCCGACUGCGGCCUGGUCACAGGCCUCACGCUAAUCAGAAAGACUCUGUACUUCAUCCAGCAGCUCACCCGAGACAUGGACAUGAUGCUGCACAAGCAGAAGUCUUUGUUAGACUUCAGUGAGCUGAACUUGCCGCUCUUCUGGGACUUCUACAGAAAACUCAGGUCUAUUGAUGGAGAAGAGGCGAUGAAAGCCCAGGUCCUCCUGCUCCAACUCCUUCAGAACUGUUUCCCAGCUCUUCCUGCCUUACCAGAGUCCCGGGGCUCACCGGAGAACACGGUGUCAUCCUCCUCCUCCUCCUCCUCCUCAUCAACAUCAUCAUCAUCAGCAGCAGCAGCUGCAGCAUCAGUGAGAACAGAUGUGGAUCCAUCUGAGGCUGUAGGGGCUCUUUAUAGUCACCUCUGUCAGGUUGUGGACGGGCCUGAAGGAGAGUCUGCAGUGGAAAAAGCUCGGAGGAAACAGGCAAUGAAGGCCAUCCUGAGCGGCGCUGCCAUCUUCUACCCAGACAAACAGAGCCGGCGAGACAAACUCUUUGACAUGAUGAAGAACUUGACCGAGGAAGAUCAGCCCGAGUCGGCUAAGCUGACAUUCGAGUCGCUCUGUAAUUAUUUCAGUGAUCAGGACCCGAGCGGUCUCCUCCUUCUGCCUCCUAAAGGAGCACCCGCUGACUUUGACAUCUCCCCCAUCCUCAAUGUUAUGGACACACUGCUCCUCGUGGCCACUAGAGAGUGCGAGAGGAUGAUGGUGGACGGCUCUGGAGGACCCAGUCGGAAGGUCCUGCUCUCUCUGUUCUGGGCUCUGCAGGGCAGUUUGCUCUCCUGGUGCUUCCUCCAGCUCAAAGGAGGCGUGGCCACAGCCGGCGAUCUGGCCAGAGACAUCCUGAUCAAAUAUGUAGCACAGUUCCUUGCCAACACCCGAACCACGCUGAGCUCCCUGCUGGAGAGAUACUCUGCGACCGACAUCAUCGCCAAGCUCGGCAACUCCAUCGUCACCAUGGCGACCAGGCAGCUGGCGAUCUUCCUGCUGGAGCUGUGUGCUCUGGACGUUCCUCACUGCAUCAUUCUCAAGAGCUUCUUCUCUCUGCUCGAGCUGCUCAAGAAGCUGUCCAGCGGUGUAGAGGAGUCCUCCAAGGGGGAUGUGGACGGCUGGCAGCAUCCUCAGCAGCCGGUGGUAUUAAAGACAUGGGCAAUGGAGUCCCCUCACAAUUAUGAAGACAGUAAACAUGAGAACACAGUGUUCCUCUGUCCCGGUGCAACGUAUUUCGAGGUGGAAUUUGACGAGCGCUGCGAGACGGAGAAGAGGUACGACUAUUUGGAGUUUACAGAUUCCAGAGGAGGCAAAGUGCGCUACGACAUGAAAGUCGGCUCUGAAAAGUGGCCAAAGAAAGUCACGUUUAAAGCAGGCCACCAGCUGCAGUUCCUGUUCCACUCGGACAGCAGUAACACAGAGUGGGGCUACAAGUUCACAGUGACGGCGUUCGGUCUUCCAGACAUCAGCGUCUCCUGGAUCUCUGACCUGCAGCUCCUCGUGUCGAGGCUGAUGGGCCGCCUGGCUUCACGCACCAUGGCGCUCAAAUCCACACCCAAAGUUCACAUUGUGAAGGAGCUUCCUGCAGCCGUGAUGAACCACGUGAUUUCCUCUCCUCUGUGGAAGCCCGUGUUCAUGCACGGCCUGAGCGGACCAGCCAUAAGCCGAGAACCUGAACACCGUAGCAACGAUACAAAACAGAUAAAAUCCGUCUCCUCCGGAGAUGACCUGCUGGAGUUCCUGGUGGACUUCGCUCGCUGGGAUCCUUCCCGCGAGUCAUGUGACGAAAGGGUGGAGCUUAUGAGGAACCUCAUGCUGUCAUGCAAGAAGCAGCUAAUCAGGAACGAGAUUGCUGUGGGGUCGAAGGUCGACCAGGCCGUAAACGCAAUCUGGGCGGCUAUGGUUUACCACACCCCAGCUCUUCAGACGCUGCUCAGGAACUUUGUGCUAAAGCAGGGGCAGAGCUGUGUGAGUGAGGACCUUGUGCAAGUCUACAUGCUCGCUGAUGGCAUCAGGACAUGGAUGUUGGAGAUGAAGCAGCGCUCCCUGCUGGUCAAAAUGAAUGGGUCAGGAGAGAAAGGGGACGGUCAAGGAGACGUUACACCGGAGUCUUUGGCUGAGAUCUGCAUCAGUAAGAGCUUGCUGUUGUUCAGGUUCAGCCCCUGUGCUGGCAGUGCCGCUGCACCUCCUCCAUAUCCUGAACCCUGUAAACCAGCAGAGAGCCCUAUCAUCCCUGCUCUCCCUCACUCUGUUUCUAUAUCAGAAGGUGAUUUCCAGCCCUGUCCCGCUCCCUCCUCCUCCUCCAUCUUCUCCCAGAGUCCUACAAGAGUAGAGGCUCAGAUCUCUGCUUCCUCAGAACCCCGAGCUUCCAGCAGUGCCAGUGCUCAGGGUUCUAGAGGAUCCACAGAGAGCCUUCACUCUCAGGGUGGAGAGCCCAUGUCCCCGCUGACCUUUUCCCGCAGGGCGCCGUUCAGUUGCGGCCGCCUCAGACUGCUUUCCUACCGCUCGGUUGAGGAAACGCGCCCCACUCCAUCAGUCAAAGAGAGAUUCCCAGUUCUCAAACAUGUAUUCAGCUUCAUGAAGGACGUGGUGAUUAGUGAGAGCAGUGUUCUCCAGACUCUUGCCUUAAAAAAGUCCCAGGCUACGAGUGUGUGUGAAGUUUUAGACAUGGUGCAGCAGUGUUUACUCUCCCUGGGGAAACCACACCUCUUCCAGGCUCCCUGCAUUCUGUUCCUGCAGGAGCUGCUGGCCUGCCAGAAAGACUUCACCAAUUAUUUCUCGCAGUUAUCCGGCUGUGGGCUGGAUCUGAGGGAGCAGGUCAGAUCGUCCUACCAUCAGCUCAUCCGCAUGCUCGUAGAGGCGGUGCAAGGAUUCAGUGAGCUCAAUGACAAGGUGCUGCUGCCGGCGUUGUCGUGUGUGCAGACGUGUCUGCUCCACCUGCUGGACAUGAGCUGGGAAGUUCAAGACCUGCCUCUUUUUGAAGACAUCAAGUUACCUGAUCUGCUGCUCACCAUGUCUCAGGAGAACAUCAGCGUGCAUGACAUCGCCAUCAGUCAGUGGACAGAAGAGGACGAGAUUGCAGACUAUGAGAGGAACACCGAGUGGAUGGACGAGUGCAUGGAUGGCAUGUUCGAGAAAUGGUUCAACAAGAUCGCCCAGGCCUCAGCAGACGACAAGAGAAAGAUGCACAUGUUCAUUGCGCGGUACUGUGAUCUGUUGAACGUGGAGAUCUCGUGUGACGGAUGUGAGAGAAUCGCUCCCGGACACCGCUACCGCUGUCUGCAGUGCACGGACAUGGACCUGUGCAAGACCUGCUUCCUCAGUGGCGCCAAGCCCGAAGGGCACGAGGACGAGCACGAGAUGGUGAACAUGGAGUACGCUUGUGAUCAUUGCCAGGGUCUCAUCGUAGGCAGCAGGAUCAACUGCAACGUCUGCGAGGACUUCGACCUCUGCUUCGGCUGCUACAACGCCAAGAAAUACCCCGACAGUCAUCUGCCCACGCACCGGAUCACAGUCUACCCCAUGGUGACCAUCCGCAUCAGCGAUCGGCACAGGCUCAUCCAGCCGUACAUCCACAACUACUCUUGGCUCCUGUUUGCCAGCCUGGCCUUGUUCACCUCCGAGCUGAUGAGCGAGUCAACAGAUACCGUGGCUCAAGGUCACGCUGCGGCGCUGCAAAGCCGAUGCUCCCAGCUCAUCACUGAGUGUCUGAUGAAGGGCCAGACAGGAAAAGGUUUGCGUGCUUCAGCUCUUUUGUCUUUGCUCUCCCCUAAUGAGCCGGAGCCUUGUCCUCCCAGCCCAGAGCGCAGUCAGGAGCUCAGCAUCUCGGACACAUCCUCACUACCUGGCAGCACUGCAGCUCUCUGCUCUCCACCAUCCUCUCUUUAUAAAACGUUGUCUGCAGACGAUGCACUGGAUUCUCCAUCGCUGUCCAGUGAAGGCACACUGUCUCCAGAGCUCAGAGCUGCUGAUUCCAGUGGUGAUACCAUCACGUCUCCCACCUCCGAGCACCUGGCCACGAAUAAAGAACAGGAAGACCGGAUGCCUAAAGGGCCUCUGCAGGAACAGGUGUUCGCAGAGUGUUCCAGGGAGAGGAUUCUGGGAUUGCUGGCAGCCAUGUUACCUCCAGCCAAACCGGGCACUACGAUUUCCCUCUCCGGGCUGAGCCCUAUCCUGCCUCUGCUCUUCCGUGUGGUCAUCUCUAAUGCAGGCUGUCUGAACGAGGCCUACCACCUGACACUCGGGCUUCUAGGGCAGCUGCUUCUGCGCAUCUCACCCGCCGAGGCCGACGCCGCCGUCACCGAGGCUCUUUCUGAGAAAUACGAGCUGCUGGCGCCGGCCAAUGGAGCGAUCAACGAAACAGAAGGCUGGAAAACCACCCAGCUUCUGUUCGGCCUUGGAGCUGUGUGCUUGGACAGUCGCAUUGGUUUGGACUGGGCCAGCACAGUGGCGGACAUCUUGAGAAAUCUGAACGCGUGUCCUCAGUGGUCUGAAGUUACUGCAAGCUACACUGACCACUGCAUUCAACAGCUACCACACCAACUCAAACGUACCAACAUCUUCACUCUGCAUGUCCUAGUCAUCUUCCCUGAGGUGCUGUGUAUGGGAACUCAGUCGGUAUUCAUAGACAAUGCUAACGAGCAGCACAACAUCAUUCUGCUCAAACACUUCACCGAGAAGAACCGAGCCGCCAUCAUCGACGUCAAGACUCGUAAAAGGAGGACGGUGAAGGAUUACCAGCUGAUGCAGGCUGAUGAGAGCUUGGCUCUGUCCAGCCACUACCUGAAGAACUUAAUCUCCAUUGUGAGCCAGCUACUGCAGACUGGCAUGGAGAGCAGCUCCCCGGACGCAGUGGAAGCCACCUGGGUGCUCUCACUCACCCUCAAAGGCCUCUACAGCAUCCUAAAGAAGCACGGCAGUGAACAGGCUCAGCAGGCCAUGCACAGCGCCGGCCUUAUGCACCUGCUGGUCCGCAAAUGCAGUAAGGGCACGGGAUUCAGCAAGACGUGGCUGUUGCGUGACCUGGAGAUCCUGUCUAUCAUGCUUUACUCGUCCAAACGUGAGAUCCAUUCUAUGGCCGAGGAGAGCGAGAGCGGCGAGCGAGAGGAGGACCGAGAGAGCGACAAAGAGCACGACUCGGACCUUUCCAGCUGCGGUGCUGAAGAUGUCGACCCACUCGAGGGGCUGGAUGAAGAGACCAAAGCCUGCUUCCAGCUUACUCAUGAUGCUUUAAACGCUCCUCUGCACAUUCUGAGAGCCUUGUAUGAACUCCAGAUGAAGAGGACGGACUCCUUUUUCCGGGAAGUGCAGAAACGAUUCGACGGAGACGUAAUAAAGACGGACGAGACGAUCCGGACACUGGCGCAGAAAUGGCAGCCUGCUAAACGCGUGCACUCAGACGAGCGUCACGCAAAGGCCGUGGACACGGAUAUGAUCAUCAUCCCCUGCACGUUGAAACCAAGCCGUUGCGAGACGGCCACCGAGGAGACGAACGCGGUGACGCAGAAGCUGAUCACCAUCACAGAAAGUGAGCUGCAGCUCAGUUAUGCCAAGCAGCGGCGCACCAAGAGCUCAGCGCUGCUGCACAAGGAGCUGGAUGCACGCAGCAACAAGGCUGUGCGCCACUACCUGUUCCGGGUGAACGAGGCCAUCAGCAUCCUGUACGCCCGCCAUGUGCUGGCUCUGCUGCUGGCCCACUGGCCCGACAGUAGCCCUGUCAGAGAGGAGGACUUGGAGCUGAGCGGAGCCUCACACAUGGCCCACAUCCUUGACAUGCUUAUGCAGCUGGAGGAGAAGCCAUUGUGGGAGAAGAUCCUGCAGAAAGUCAUAAAAGGCUGCAGUCGGAGCAUGCUGGACAGUUUGUCCCUGACUGCGUGUCAGUUCAUGGAGGAGCCUGUUAUGGCCAUGCAGGUCCGGGAAUCCAAACACCCCUAUGACAACAACACCAACUUUGAGGACAAGGUGCACAUCCCCGGGGCUUUUUAUCUGUCUGUGAAGUUCGACUCUCGUUGCCAAACUGAGGAGGGCUGUGAUGAGCUGCAGCUGGCCAGCAGCGCCGACUUCCAGCAGGACCUGCACACUUUUAGCGGCUCCUACCACAAAUGGGCUGAUGUGGAGAUACCAGGGGACACUCUUCACUACAGGUUCGUGUCAGACAUGAGUAAUACAGAGUGGGGCUACAAGUUCACUGUGACUGGAGGACAUCGCGGACGCUUCCAAACUGGUUUUGAAAUACUGAAGCAGAUGUUGGCUGAUGACCAGGCUCUCGGCCAUCUGCCGCUGGCAGACAUCUGGGAAUGGCAGGUGGGCGUGGCCUGUCGUCAGACAGGAAGUCAGCGCUUAAAGGCAAUUCACCUUCUCCUGCGGAUACUGCAGUGUCCUACUCAGUGGGGCUGUGAUUUGACCCUUCUGAGGCCGCUCUGGCAGCUCUUUACCACCAUGGAGGGUGGCGUGAAUCAGGAUCCCACCUGCAUUACUGUCCUGUUGCCUCUUCAUCGAGCCCUCACUGAACUCUUCUUCAUUGCUGAGACCAAAGCCUUGGAGCAGGGCAUACUUCAGGAGUAUCUGCUCGCUCUCACAACCAACGAACAACUCAUAACGCGCACAACUCAGGUAAGACGACCUUCCUCCCCUCAAGUCUGCAUUAUAAAGUGUGUAAACCUCCUAUACAGGAAGUGUUAUAACAUGAAUGCCACACUGUACGUCCUGUGCUGUUUUUUAAAAAAAAAAAAAAAAACAAGUCUGUACUAAGCCAAAUUAAAAUCAUCGUCAGUGCUGGUAAUGUUAAAAAAAAAAAAUGCAGCAUUAUGCACAUCAAAUGAAGCGGUUCUUCUUUGUGAAUAAACGCCUGACGGUAAAAUGACGCAACCGAGUCUGUUUUUAUCGAUGUUUAACCAGUUUGUAAUUACUUUAUAAUGUGUGUGCGUGUGCAGUUCCAGCUGUUGAAAAGUGCGCCAGGACAUUUUAAUUUAAUAAAUAAUGUAACGCUCGUGUUUGUUUUCUCCUCUCUCAAUAUUUUGUCAUGUUGUCGAGGGGUGGGGCUGGAACGCGAGCGAAGGAUACGAGAAGGCGCGGUCUUUAGUAGCAGAGAGAUUUGCCCUGGAUUAUUUACAAACGGUAGCAAACGUUCAAAAGGGCCGAUUUGCUUGUCAUGACAUUACCUGAAAGGAAUAUCCGUUUUCAAUCAAGAACAACGUAACAGCUGAGUUAAGUAGGGAAUCAUGCUCAGGUCGCACUGUUGGCUUGUAGAAAAAAAAACAACAAAAAAAAAACAAGAGCUUCUUGUUUGUCUAAUCAUUUUCCAGCAACGUUUAAUUCAACGUAGAAGUAGUGGAGACAGCAAACGUUUAACUCAGAAGUUCCAGAAUGCAGUGCAGCUAUCUGACCCGGUUGCACCGAGUUACGGCUCGGCUAGUUCGCGAUCUACGCCAUGAAAGGUGAAGCUUUGGAACCUGAUCUGUCUGAGCAGAGUGUACAGAUGAGGAAGUGAGAGAGCUGGACAGAUUAAAGGACUAAAGUGCUGCCGCGUCGCUCUCUUUAAGUAGGCAUAAAAAAGCGAGGGCCAUGUCCCACUGGCACCAUGAUCAGAAGUUGAAAUUGUUAAGCAAAGUGAAAAUCAGUUGAGGUCAUGAGUUUAUAUACACCUUGCAGAAUCUGCAAAAUGUUAAUAAUUCUGAAAAAAAUAACAGGGAUCAUAAAAAGUGAUAAAAUUACUACCCUGAAUAAGAUAUUUCACAUAACAGAUGUUUACAUAUAGUCCACAAGACACAAUAAUAACUGAAUUUACACAAAUGCACCAGUUCAAAAAAGUUUACACACGUUUGAUUCUUAAUACUGUGUGUCGUUACCUGGAGGAUAUGAUGGUUGUUCAUGAGUCCCUUGUUUGUCCUGAGCAGUUAAACUGCGCACUGUUCUUCAAAAAAAUCCUCCAGGUCUUGAACAUUCUUUGCUUUUCCAGCAUCUUCUGCAUAUUCGACCCCUUUCCAACAGCGACUAUAUGAUGCUGAGAUCCAUCUUUUCACACCGAGGACAACUGAGGGACUCGUACACAGCUUUUACAAAAGCUGCAAACAUUCAUUGAUGCUCAAGAAGGCAACAAGAAGGUGGGGGGGUGUAAACUUUUAAACAGGAUUAUUGGCAUAAACUAUUUUGUUUAAAGAUCUUAUUUCUCCCCCAUUUAGUACUGCUCCUCAGAAGCUACAUAUGAUAUUUACAUGUCUUCCAGAAGACAAAAUAAUAAUUUACACCGAUCAUCCUGUUCAAAAGUUUACACCCCCCUGGCUCUUAAUGUGUCUUCUUGUCAUUUUGAUCAUCAGUGAAUGUUUGCACCUUUUGUAAUAGCUGGGUACGAGUCCCUCAGUUGUCCUCGGUGUGAAAAGAUGGAUCUCAGCAUCAUAUAGUCGCUGUUGGAAAGGGGUCAAAUAUGCAGAAGAUGCUGGAAAAGCAAAGAAAGUGCAGGACCUGGAGUAUUUUUCUGAAGAACAGUGGGCAGUGUAACUGCUCAGGACAAACAAGGGACUCAUGAACAACUCUCACAUCAUCCAGGUAACGGCACACAGUAUUAAGAAUCGAGCGUGUGUAAACUUUUUUGAACUGGUGCAUUUGUGUAAUUCAGUUAUUAUUGUGUCUUGUGGAUUAUAUGUUAACAUUAUGUGAAAUAACUUAUGCAGGGCAGAACUAAAUAAAAAAAACUAAAUGCAAUUUAUAUGAUUCCUUAUUAUUAUUAUUAUUAUUAUUAUUAUUAUUAUUGUAUAUAUUUUUAAUUAUUAACAUUUUGUAGGUUCUGCAAGGGGUAUGUAAAUUUAUGACCUCAGAUGUAAAUCAUGGAUGUUAUUUGGGAUUAGCAAGAUUAAAAUGCACGUCGUUCAGGGUGGAGUUCUCCUUUAAAUAGACACUUUGCAGAUGAACAUGUUAGAAAUAUGAUGAUGAUGAUGAUGAUAUUUUAACAUUUUAAACAUUUCUAAUAUCGGUGUGCCGUGUCUUAAAAAAAAAAGGAAACACAUAGCCCGGAGCGUUCGUGACCGUGUUUGCCAUGUCUGUUAACGUAUGUUGAUGCGUGAUAUAUAGUCUGAUAAGGAUCGAACAGAUCAUCUUUGCACAUGUGAUCUUGUUUACAUACGCCUUUGAAAGACCGCUAUAGUGCGCUACAUAUCAUAAAAGCUUAAUGAGACUGUUCUGCCUAUGUUUUGUUUUCUCUUUGCCAGUAUUCGGUGCAGUAAUGGUCCUCCAGUGCUUCUGGAUUGAGUUUAAUAUGAGUCAUUCCUGAAUCGUGCACUUGGUAUCGGAAGAUUGUCUAGAAACAGAGAUUAUCCCGAAGACGUUCAUAUAAAAUUGAAUCUUGCCUUUGGUUAGACAUGUGUUUGCAGCGGACCGUAAAUUCAGAACUGCCGCUGGAGAAAGAAGGAGACAAAAGGAAAAAAUGGAUUGACAAUGAGACAGGAAGGCGAUGAAGCUUUUAAGCACAUAAUGAUGAAUGGGAACAGUGGUCAGCCUUUGGAAGGAUGGUUACGCUUAUUGUGAAACUAAAAAGGACACAAAAUGUUUAGAGUUGUUGUCAGGAGCACUAGGGGGAAAAAAACCUUAUCUAGCAGUCUUGUAUUCAUGUUGUAUCAUAGCACUUCCUGUGAAGCGUUAGCAUAGAACGGUAAAAACACUGGCUCUGCUUGAUUUCACACAAAGCCUAUAUUACAGUGUCUAUGUAUUAUGAUGUAUUGUGUAGCAUGAAUAUAAACUCACACAGUAAUGCAGUUAUUUACUCAGCCAAUCAUGUGACAGCACCUCAAUGCAAAAAAUCAUGCAGAUACAGGUCAAGAGCUUCAGUUAAUGUUCACAUCAAACAUAUGAAUGGGGACAAAAUCUCUGAUUUGUGACUUUAAUCAUUUUGCUGUCAUGUGAUUGGCUG